AUAUGUCUGGAGCGGGGAGUAUAUUCAUUAGCUUUGCAUUAUUAGCCUUAGGCUGCGUUUACUGUGCCUCAGCCUCGGCCAAUCUGACUGAGUUUCUGUCGCAUCGCCAGCGGCGUGGACUUAUUUUUCAGAACAGCGGUUCUAUUAAGUUCAGCAUUGGACCAUCGUUGCCAAUUCCUUUGGGCGAUCAUGUGUCCUUUCGCUCUGCUGUGCUCUCCUUCACACUACAAACGUCCAGCAACCUGCCAACUACGCCGAUUUGGCCUUGGGACAAAUGGGAAAGCACUUUUGCCCGAUCUCUGCAGCAAAUGAGGCGCAACAUUGAGAGGAACACGGUAAACGGAGCUCUUAGAUAUGCGGACGAUGCACGACUGUUGACCUACACAGUCCUGGAGGAGUACAUGGGCAGAAGGAACAAUAAUAUGCUUGUGGGCAGACAAUGCCUGCUGCGUUCCAUAUGCGAAAAUGCCCAGGUGCAUCAUCAUGUCGGCAUCUUCUCCGAAAUACUAAACAUUGUCCUGAGUCCGGGUAAGGCUGAUUUAGAUAACGCCUAUCACGAUGCCUUUGCUGCUGGCCAAGCGGGUGCUAAUUGCUUGGCCGUUUUUAAGGCCUGCCCACGUGGUCUCAACUUUCUGGACGAGCUGUUGGUUUCGGAGCACAGCUUGAUUGAUUGAGUUUUCGCUAGGGAUUGAUGGAUUGGAUAGAUUGGAUAGAUUGGAUGGAACAA
Molecule: messenger RNA, 727 nt
Organism: Drosophila montana
Lineage: Eukaryota; Metazoa; Arthropoda; Insecta; Diptera; Drosophilidae
Exons: 2
Coding region: 3-674 (223 amino acids)
Source: RefSeq, a predicted model, not a curated record